This is a messenger RNA of Hyla sarda, 2578 nucleotides long. RefSeq names its product MDM4 regulator of p53 (gene MDM4). The record is from RefSeq and is a predicted model, not a curated record. Gene Ontology annotation, cellular component: nucleus. Gene Ontology annotation, molecular function: ubiquitin-protein transferase activity. The transcript has 11 exons. NCBI's taxonomy places the organism in Eukaryota, Metazoa, Chordata, Amphibia, Anura, Hylidae. The coding region runs from base 223 to 1671 and encodes 482 amino acids. Gene Ontology annotation, biological process: negative regulation of apoptotic process; protein ubiquitination; regulation of cell cycle.
CGGAUGACCUUUGACCCCUGGACAGAAUUUGACAUGUAACUGCUGUUCGUUUAACCUCCAGGCCGUAGAAUGACGUCAUCACCGGCCAUAGUACUGUAGAGUAUUAAAAAGCGUGUCAGCGAGGGAUAACGAAGUGCGGGCCUACAUGUGGUCACAUGUCCCCCACAGGCGGGGUCAAUACUACUUCGCCUGCUGUGUCCUAAGGCCACGAGGGUCUUGUCAAUGACGCGUCCGACUUAUACACGUACACCUUCAGACAGCUUUGACACUGCCAAAAUGUCAACUUCUACCUCCUCGCAGCAGCUGCUGGGGCUAAACCCCUCUAAUCGUAGCUUCCAGGACUCGGAGGGGAACACGGUACGACCAAAACCAACUCUAUUGAAGCUCUUGCACACAGCAGGGGCGAAGGGAGAUACAUUUACCAUAAAACAGGUUAUGCAUUUCUUGGGACAGUACAUUAUGGUAAAACAGCUUUUUGACAAGCAACAGCAACACAUUGUUCACUGUGGCACGGAUGAACUUGGAAAGUUAUUGGGUAUCUCAACGUUUUCUGUCAAGGACCCAAGUCCAUUGUAUGAGAUGUUAAAGAAGAAUCUUUAUCGAGUGUCUUGCACAGAUGCUGCUCAAAGUCCCUCAAGAGACCAAACGCAGGAUACGGGCGGUUUGGAGCGGCAGAAGCGUUAUGAUGAAUCUAGGAAAGAAGAGAUGACCGACAGUGGGGUUACAUCUUCCUCAACUCAUAAACUACUUUUAGAAGAUGAUGAAAAUUCAUCCAUUCUAAAGCAUGAUGGGUUGGACCUCGCCUUUGAAGAAUGGGAUGGUGCUGGUCUGCCCUGGUGGUUUUUGGGCAACCUGAGGAAUAAUUAUAAUCCUCUUAGUAACGGCUCCACAGACAUCCCUUCUAACCAGGACAUAGAUACAGCUCUUGUUUCUGAUACCACAGAUGACUUGUGGUUCCUAAACGACAAUCGGUCAGAUCAAAUUAAUCUGGAGGUGAAAGUGGAAAGUCUGGACUCUCAAGAUAGUGAGGGUGAAGAUGUGAGAGAUGAUGAAGGAAAGAAAGUGAUCGAGCUGACAAUUUAUGAUGAUUUAGAAGACACACAAAGCCUAAGUGAUACAGAUACGGAUAUCACAUCUGAGGAUUGCUGGCAGUGCAACAAUUGUCAUAAGUUUAAUUCCCCUUCUAAACGCUACUGCUUCCGCUGCUGGGCAUUACGCAAGGAUUGGUAUGCAGACUGUCCACCUCUUACUCAUACCCUUUCCACGCCCACUCUGGCAGCUAAAACCAAUUCCCUGGAAAUGAGCAAUGUCAUUGACAUUCCUGACUGCCGCAGAACAGUGUCUGCCCCCAUGGUGCGUUUAAGAAGCAAUGAUACCAAAUCACAAGCUCCUUUCUUAGAGCCCUUAGAUCUGGCAUCAAGUAUCAGAACACUCUCUGAAAGCACAGACACUCUUCUCAGUUCUGAAGAAGCAUCGCUGGACUCCAGUCGCCCCUUAUUGGAACCUUGCAAGCUGUGCAACAGGCGCCCACGUAAUGGCAAUGUAGUACAUGGGCGUACAGCCCACUUGGUCACCUGCUUUCUUUGUGCAUGCAACCUGAAGAAGUCUCGGAAGGGAUGCCCAGUGUGCCAGAAACCAAUACAGAUGGUGGUAAAAACAUACGUGGCAUAGCAUGGGAGGAACACCGCUAUCUCAUCUGUAGACCUCCAGCUGUUUGCGACUUGAAAUGUUUGUUUUUCUCUUAAGCACCUUUUUGUUUGAAGGAGACCUGCAUAGCAACAUUGUGAAAGAUUGCUUGUUUACCCGGAGCAGUGGAGUGUUUUUCCUCAUUCCAAUCUCCAUAUGUGACCAUGCUGUAUCACUGCCAUGAUUAACUGAAGUAUUUUUCUGUUGCGUGACUGUGCUUGUCACCACCGUAAGGAGAGUAAAACUUUUGCAGAGAGUAUUUAUAAAGAGAUAAAAUAUAUAAAGGAGAAAUAAGUAUAUAUAUUUAUAACUGGGCUUCAUGCUUGGUUCUUUGUGCCUGUAAUCCAUGAGGCCCCCUCUGGCCAGUAGUUUCAGCACUCUGGCACAAUGCAACUAUAGUGAGCAAUGCAUAAAAAGAAGAUGGCAUUUUCCAAGGUUCAGCUUAGUUUUUGGAUAUGUAUUUGUGUUUUAGUUAUUUGACUGCUUCUUCAUAUGAAGAACUUUAAAAAACACAAAAAAAAAAACACUCGGUUUCACCUUCCUUUUGGCAGUACAGUGCCCUCAAAGGACAAUAAAACACUUUUUUUUUUCUUUCUUUCUUUCUGUUGUAUAGAUUUUCCUUUUUUGCCAAAGUGUUCCCCUACUUGAGGCUUAAGAGUAAAAAUGACUGAAAAGCCCAAAGUAAACUUUAUUUUCAUGUGCACUUCUGCAAGCAAGCAAACGGCUACCUCCAUAAACCUAGUAUAGAGAAUUCAGUAAUGAUACCUGCAAAUCUGCGUAAAAACGAUAGACAAGAGCCUUCUGUUUAUAGAGAAUCUGAAUCACUGUUCACCGGCACUAAACCUAGUAUACUGGGUUAUGUUGCAGGAGAACAACUUUACAAAGAGUUACU